ACCGGAAGUGUGGUUGCUGUUCUGGAAGGAGGAACACAGUCGUUCAGAAACGUCGACCAGACCCGCGCCACUUGUUUAUUUCUCCUUUUAACCUUUAACGUCUUUUGUUUUCCCACAUAAAUUGUCGGUAGAAACUCUUUAAACGAUCGAUUAAAACGUCGGAAGCCGCGAUGGCGUCGCCGCUGGAGAUGACGGAGAUGUACGACAACGCUCUGCUGGGAAUCCUGCAGCAUGUUGGAAACAUCCAGGACUUUCUUCAGAUCUAUUUUGGGUUUUUGUAUCGCAAAACGGACUUUUAUCGCCUCCUGUCCGGUCCCAGCGACAAGAUGGGCUUCCCCCCCGGUGUGGCGGAGAAGAUGGUGCUCAAGACAUUUAAGCUGUUUGAGAAGGUGGCAGACCACGACAGAGAGAGACAGCUGAGCGAGAUCCAGAAGAGAGUGGAGAGCAGAUGUGUUCCUCAAUCGGUUCAGGAGCUGGAGGUCGCCACUGAGCCUCAGGAGGAGACAGAGGAGCAGAGCGCCGUGGCAGCACAGACGGAGAGCUCCCCGUUGGAUGCCGGGCAUGUUUCAGCCCCUGCAGCCUCAGAAGCGACUGCUCCAGAGCCUCUCGCUCAGGGAGACCAGGCAGCGGCUGCCAGCACAAACUCAGCAGAGCAGAGUCAGGAGAGAUUUCAGUGUGAUCCCGACAGUUACAACGGGGCGGUGAGGGAAAACUACAGCUGGUCUCAGGACUACACCGACGUGGAGGUCCGCGUGUUUGUGCCAAAGACAGUUGUUAAAGGCAAACAGGUCAGCGUAAGUCUGCAGACCAGCAGCAUGCGAGUGUGUGUGAGGGACGGAGCCAAGGAGGAAACACUGAUGGAGGGAGAAUUCAUGCACAAGAUCAACACAGAAAACACUCUGUGGAGCCUGGAGCCUGGAAGCUGUGUAGUUCUGUCACUCAACAAGACCUCAGAGGUUUGGUGGAACGCCGUGUUGAAAGGUGAGAAGGAGAUCGACAUCAACCAAAUUAACCGCGAACGCUCCAUGGCAUCAGUUGACGAGGACGAGCACGCCGUGUUGGACAGACUCACGUUCGACUACCAUCAGAAGCUGCAGGGCAAGCCACAGAGUCAUGAAAUGAAAGUGCACGAUAUGCUGAAGAAGGGCUGGGACGCUGAAGGCUCUCCCUUCAGAGGGCAGCAGUUCGACCCGUCCAUGUUCGACAUCCCACCCAGCGCGGUGCAGUUCUGAGACACAGCCAAAUAUCAGCCAAGUAUGAACUGGAUCCUAGUUUAUUUAUAGAAGUGCUUGUAGUAAAGACAUUUACCUGCUGGUCUGCUGUGUUGGAGGUUUGUCCUUAACCGUAAGAGCAGAACUAAAGCUGCCUAUUGUGACGAGGACUUAUUAUUAUACGAAACCUGAUAAUUCGGUUGACUUUGCCCACUCUACAGUGCCUUGUCUGCCCUACUGAGGUACUGUAUUCUUUUUUUUCCCAUUUCUAUUCUCAUAGCCCUGCCCCAAACUGCAUUGAAUCAUCUGUCAUUAUAACUGGUAGUCACUAUUAUUUCCAUCCUUCUCAAAGUGAUAUCAGAUGGAGCUGUAUAAUGAAGAAUGGUGUAGUUUUAGUCUCUUAUUUGCAUCUGAACAUUUGAUAGGCUCGUUUUCUUUCGGUAGGGCUAUCAGAGUGAAAACAAAGCAAGAGUAAAUUGACGCCUGUUUACCUACAGCAGAAUGUCUUGCGGCAGAUUCUUUUUUCCAUUUCAGCCAAUUUCCUCUCAUUUCCGCCCUGUUUAUAUAUUUAUACAUCAUAAAUAUUUUACAUUGAUUACACACAAAUAAAAUGAACUUUAAAAAGAAAUUCUAAUUCUGAAUGUUCAGCCAAUGUAGGGUCAAUCUUCCAUGAUCGAUCCUCGAACACAUGAUCACCGAAGAGCUGCUCUUCAGACUCAUUUGUUCACUACGCAGUGAGCAGGAGGAAGUGACUUGGUCGUGAAAACCCUUAGUUUACCAGGUUGUCAAUGUUAACAAGUUAUUUAUUUUGAUCCAGAUCCUUGAUACUAGCUACUACUAAACCCUCAUCGACGGCUGCAGAGGUCUGCCAGUCGUGAUGAGUUCAGCUCGACAGUGAGUUUUUGCCUUGUGUGAGUCCCGAUGAACUAAUCCACAAGAACAAAAUAAGCAAUGACCAGUGGAAAGGCUCAUUAUAAAAAUUUGGUAAAAAAUGUGAAGCAGAGGGCAAUUUUUUACAACUUGACAACCCAUGCUCUGAAAAAAUGGUGAGCAUUAGCAAUUAACUACUAGAUGAUUUUUUACUCCAUAAUAAACUCCUUUUUAAAGUAUGUCUGCUUAGACAACAGUGCCGAGGGUAAGGGGUUAGGUAAAAAGAGACUUUGAUUAAAGAAAACAAUUACAAAGAGGUACAAGAAACUAGAACUACUGCCCUGGGACAGUAUGCCUCCAACAUCGGUGCAGUUUCAGUCUACAAACAUUUUGUUACCAGACUAAGGUCACUUUGACCCUUGACCACUGAAAUCUAAUCAGUACAUUUUUUACAAGUGACAACUGGGCAAAAUCUGAAGAAAUUCCCUGAAGUCAGUGUUGCGAUAUGUUCAAGAGGCUAAAGACAUUUUUUGUGAGGCCAGUUUGACUUUGUUGGUAUUAGUGAGCCUCAUGUUAGAUCCUCAGUCAGUUACUUAGAGGAGUUUUUGAUUGUUGAGUGUUACCAGCAGAGAUUUUUAUUUAUUUUCCUACUGACUAUUCCUGACAUGCCAUAUAAGUCUGAAGGAGUUAUUCAAGUUCUGAGGUUUCUUUUCAGAUGGUACGCUAUCCAAGCCCAAGCUACAUUUAAAAUUUCAUUUAAAGAAAAAACAAAAGAAGCAAAGGCAUUCUUAAGAUAAGACAAAAAGUUUUUUUGAGGUCACCGUGAUGAAAUUUGUGAAACAAAAUCUAAUCUGCUUGUCUUUGAGUUUUAGUAAAAGUGCGUUCCAGAUUUGAAGAAAUUUCCUUGAGGUGUCCCUAAGAUGUUCCAUUCAUAAGAUCAAAAACAUACUUUGUGAGGCCACAGUGACUUUUGACCUUUGGCUACCAAAAUCAAAUCAGUUCAUUGUUGAGUCUAAGUGAAUGUUUGUAUCAAAUUUGAAUAAAUUCCCUCAAGGUGUUCUUGAGAUAAUGCUUUCACAAUAACUGGACAGACGGACGGACUGGCAUGGAGGCAUGAAAACCCACAAAUUCGAAAUUGUGUACGUUAUCUCCCUUGAGCAUGAUUUUUUCUUUCUGUUCCUUUCAUGGACCUUGAUUACAAAUUAUUUCCUUAAGUUCCUUAAAAGAAACUUUACUCUUAGCCAAGUCUCUUCCUCAGUAAAGUCCAAGCAAAGACAAUGCUGUUGUACUGUUUUCACUCCAGUUGUCUUCUCCUGUAUCUUCCUGUGUAAACCCUCAUAGUGCUGGUGUUUUAUCUCUAAAUUCAGCUCAGCUCUCAUCCAUCGUUCCACUCAGAAAAUGGAAGGGAUGAGUUGAUUAUUUCGAGAUAAAUGAGAGGAGAAAAAAAGAAGAUGAUGGAAAGACAGAAACGCAGAGUGAAGUAACCCUGGGACACUGUCGCCUAAUGAAAACCUUGUAUUUCCACAAUUUAAUGCCAGAGGCAGCAUUUGAAAAUGGCCUCCUCUGAAUGUUUGUAAAUAUAAAGUUCAGAUCGUUGCCACUUACUCAUUGAUCAGAAUUGAUUAGUUUCCAUCUUUGUUGGAAGGCCUUACAACUUAAAUAAAAUGAAAAAAGCCUUCAGAGGGUCAAUGCAUACCUUAUGCACAUGUUCUACUAUAAUGCAUAUUGAUGUCAUUAAUACCAUUUAAUGAUGAAUGAUUGGUUAAUCUAAAUGUGCUGCAAAUAGUGUCAGUUGCAAAAGUUAAUGGAGACACUUCAUGAAGAUGUAACUUGUUGAACCUUCCUUUGGGUCUUUUAUCUUCACCACCUUUUCAAGUGCUGGACCUGUAGGAAUAUGUCAAAAUGCUCUGCUGUCGGGUCCACAGAGGAGCACACAGCUUUACAUGGACCCCCCAGUCCCAGAGGAAACAAGAGUAAAGUAGAUUUAGUUUAUUUAUCCUGGCAGGUUAACGUCCCAGCUACAGUGGGUCAGGAUCUGAUGGUCUGUGCAGGGGUUUAAGUGUCUUUGCCCGCUCUUCAACCAGUCGAUGAGGCGUCUCCACCAGCUGCAGGAGAGCUGCACCGGCACAACUGUAAAGUUUUAAUUCUGUCACAUUUACUGGUUUUGACUCUAACAUCAGGCUGUGGUAAAUAAAAGUUCAAGGAAAA
Molecule: messenger RNA, 4289 nt
Organism: Hippoglossus stenolepis (Pacific halibut)
Lineage: Eukaryota; Metazoa; Chordata; Actinopteri; Pleuronectiformes; Pleuronectidae
Gene: nudcd3
Product: NudC domain containing 3
Exons: 6
Coding region: 171-1232 (353 amino acids)
Biological process (GO): protein folding
Cellular component (GO): cytoplasm
Source: RefSeq, a predicted model, not a curated record